Tauraco erythrolophus (red-crested turaco) is the source of this 1011-nucleotide messenger RNA. The record is from RefSeq and is a predicted model, not a curated record. Lineage: Eukaryota; Metazoa; Chordata; Aves; Musophagiformes; Musophagidae.
GAGGUAUACCGGGAGGAGCAACUUAUUUACAGACUAAUGAGACAAUCUCAGCAGGAGCGUAGAAUUGCUGUUCAACUCAUGCAUGUUCGACAUGAAAAAGAGGUGUUAAGGCAAAACAGAAUUUUCAGGGAAAAACAAUAUGAAGAAAGACGACUGAAAGAGUUCCAGGAAGCUCUUGAUAGAGAAGCGGCUCUUGCAAAACAAGAAAAAAUUCAUUAUGAAGAACAAAUUAUCAAAGAAAGAGAACGUCAUGAGAAAAUUGCUGUUGAAAGAGCUCAGACACGCUAUAAAAAGCAUUAUUCUAUUUGUUGGGAAGUGAUCAACCAAAUAAUUGAUUUGUCAACGAAAGUAGGAGAAUAUCGUCUACUGACAAACAAACGAAUUCCGUUAAAACUGAUGCUUGAUUGGAAGGAAUAUUUUUUUAAUGGAAAACCAAUAUAUGAACAAGCCGCAGUUCAACCUUUGCCAAAGGAACCAAGCCCAGAACAACUUGUGGAGCUGAAUAAAAUUAAUCUAUUAGAUGAGAAAGAUUAUGGUGAAUACAAGAGCAUGACAGGGGAAUGGUGCCCAACAGAAGAGAACAGUGAAAACAAACCUCCUCUUAAUAAUAACAUCCUGGGUCAUGUUCUUCGUAGACUGAUGGAGAUUUUCUAUCCUCCAAAAACUGAAUCUUCACCACCUGUGUAUCCUCCAUUUCCUAUCAAGGGAUGUAUUUUGGGAAAACUUUUUAGUGGAAAAACUACCUGUGUAAAGUUUAUUGAAAAAGUUUGCAAUAUUCAGGUACUAUCCAUAGAUACUCUGGUUCAGGAGGCCAUCCAAGCUUUUCUUAAAAAUGAAAUGAAAAGUGGAUACAAUGUGAUUCCGCCAGAAGCAGAGAGUUCUGGGGAACAAAAUGAGCUCUCUGUACGUGCCCAGCUCGGCGCCGCAUCACAGAAAUUGUUGAAGAAAGGAAAAAGUAUUCCUGAUGAAUUACUUAUUGACAUCCUAUUGGAAGCCAUUAAGUAUGAAACU